Messenger RNA from Debaryomyces fabryi, 1437 nucleotides. RefSeq lists its product as uncharacterized. Gene Ontology annotation, molecular function: 1,4-alpha-glucan branching enzyme activity; cation binding. NCBI's taxonomy places the organism in Eukaryota, Fungi, Ascomycota, Pichiomycetes, Serinales, Debaryomycetaceae. The record is from RefSeq and is a predicted model, not a curated record. Gene Ontology annotation, cellular component: cytoplasm. The transcript has a single exon. Gene Ontology annotation, biological process: glycogen biosynthetic process. Bases 1 to 1437 code for a protein of 478 amino acids.
AUGGCAAUUAUGGAACAUGCUUAUUAUGCAUCAUUUGGUUACCAAGUUACCAAUUUUUUUGCAAUUUCUUCUCGUUUCGGUACACCAGAAGAUUUAAAAGAAUUAAUUGACGAAGCCCAUAGAUUGGGUAUUAGAGUCUUGUUAGAUGUUGUUCAUUCGCAUAGCUCUAAGAAUGUUGAAGAUGGUUUGAAUAUGUUUAAUGGUACGGAUCACUACUUAUUCCACGGGGGCACUAAAGGUUCUCAUGAAUUGUGGGAUUCUAGAUUAUUCAAUUACUCGAACUACGAAACCUUAAGAUUUUUAUUGUCAAACUUGAGGUUUUAUAUUGAUGUCUACAAAUUUGAUGGUUUCAGAUUUGAUGGUGUUACUAGUAUGCUUUACAAACAUCAUGGUUUGAGUUUUGGAUUUAGUGGCGACUACAAUGAAUACUUCAAUUCUGAAUGGGUUGACGAUGAUGCAAUAACAUAUUUAAUGUUGGGUCAUAAAUUAUUGGAUGAAAUUAGCGUAAGAGAAAAUAAUUAUAAAUUUGUUUCCAUUGCAGAGGAUGUUAGUGGUAUGCCAACUUUGUGUUUGCCAAUUGAUGAAGGUGGUAUUGGUUUUGACUAUAGAUUAUCCAUGGCAAUUCCAGAUAUGUGGAUUAAGAUUAUUAAACAUUUGAACGAUGAGCAAUGGGAUAUGGGGAACCUUGUGCACACAUUAACCAACAGAAGACACGGUGAAAAGUGUAUUAGUUAUUGUGAAUCUCAUGAUCAAGCAUUAGUAGGUGACAAAACUAUUGCUUUUUGGUUAAUGGAUAAAGAAAUGUACACCAACAUGUCUACAUUGACUCCUUUCACUCCUGUUAUUGAUAGGGGUAUUGCAUUGCAUAAGAUGAUCAGAUUAAUUACUUUUUCCUUAGGAGGUGAAGGCUACUUAAAUUUUGAAGGUAAUGAGUUUGGCCAUCCAGAAUGGUUAGAUUUUCCAAGAGUAGGAAAUGGAGAAUCGUAUGAUUAUGCCAGAAGACAAUUUAAUUUAAUUGAAGAUGAUUUAUUACGUUACAAGUUUUUGUUUGCCUUUGAUGGUGCAAUGCAACAUUUAGAUACCAAGUAUGGUAUAUUGUUAUCUUCACAAGCCUACGUAUCCUUAAAAAAUGAAAGUGAUAAGGUUGUUGUCUUUGAAAGAAACGGCUUAUUAUUCAUUUUUAAUUUUCACCCUACCAAUUCUUACGCCGAUUAUAAGGUUGGAGUAGAAACUCCCGGUGUCUAUCAGAUAGUUUUAAAUUCUGACAGUUCUUUAUUCGGAGGUCACGAUAGAAUUGAAGAAACAAACAAACAGACGGGUGAAAAGUUGCAGUUUUUUACAACCAAUGAAAGAUGGAAUGAUAGAUCCAAUGCAUUAUUUUGCUACAUUCCAUCAAGAACGGCUAUCGUUCUUCAAAUUAAGGAAAGAAUCGUUUAG